GCUGAGCCAAGAGUUAUGGCACAUUGAAAGAAGUGAGUUCGACAAGGCAACAGCGGUCCACCACCAAGUAAUCAUCGUUGAUUUACAGCCAAUAGGCUUAUUUGUGUGAUUAUGGAAGGGAAAUCAAUCUAUGACUUUUCGAUGGAGACCCUGGAUGGUCAAACUAUGUCACUUAACAAUUAUAGGGGCAAAGUGAUCCUUGUUGUCAACCUGGCAACUUUCUGAGGGUCAACCAUUGAGGAGUACCACAGACUGAAUGCACUGAUGAAUAUGUUUGGUGACCUCAAAUUCGUUGUCCUUGGAUUUCCAUGCAAUCAGUUUGGCCUACAAUCCCCGGAGGUAAACCAUGAGACUCUUAAUGUCCUCAAACAUGUGAGACCUGGUGGAUGCUUUGUCCCAAAGUUCCCCAUAUUUGGAAAGAUUGAAGUUAAUGGAUUAAAUGAAGAGCCUCUUUUCACCUAUCUCAAGGAAUCAUUGCCUUAUGUCAAUCCUGUCAUAGGCGACAUAAAGAAAUUAUACUGGUCUCCUAUUAAAGUCAACGACAUAAGGUGGAAUUUUGAGAAGUUCCUCAUCACAGCUAAUGGUCUGCCAUUCAAAAGGUAUGAGCUACACAGCCCCGUAGAAGACCUGGAAAAGGACAUUGCAGGGUUACUGUGAAUGCUUUUCCUCACCAACACCCCCAUUCCACCAGCUUAACAAGAUGCGACUCUCAUCGAGGGGGGCAGAGUGAUGAUCUCUUGGUAAAUGCACAUCCCUGUUGCACCCAAGCUAGAUCUGAUGGGUCGGGAUUCAGAAGGUUCCAGGCUUCCGUGCAUUCAUCUAGAGCCCUGUCUCCCGUCAGCCCCUCAAAGUGACGCAGCCGCAUCCAGGACCGGUCCUCAAAGAGGCCUUCUCUAGGCCUCGGCAAGAAAAUGAUCAGGACGUAUUGAUUAUGACACAAUAAAUUUAACAUCUAUUCAAUUUAUAAA
This is a messenger RNA of Sardina pilchardus (European sardine), 968 nucleotides long. It is a transcript of the gene gpx9, whose product is annotated as glutathione peroxidase 9. The record is from RefSeq and is a predicted model, not a curated record. The transcript is spliced from 5 exons. Bases 265 to 657 code for a protein of 130 amino acids. Lineage: Eukaryota; Metazoa; Chordata; Actinopteri; Clupeiformes; Clupeidae. Gene Ontology annotation, biological process: response to oxidative stress. Gene Ontology annotation, molecular function: glutathione peroxidase activity.